AUGGCGGACAAGAACCACCCCAACAAGAUCUGCCUGCUGGGCUACGCGGGAUUUAUUCAUGGUGUGUUUGCGGCUGCUCGCCUGCUGUGUGCAGAGGCGCCCUUCCAGCUGACUCUGACACAGCGGCUGGGCAUUCUAACAGGAGCAGCACGCGGGCUGGAGUAUCUGCACAGCUUUGGCAUCGUGCAUCGCGACAUCAAGCCCGCCAACAUUCUCAUCACCCAUGACAUGCAGGCCAAAGUAGCUGACUUUGGGCUGGCACGGGUUGAGGAGGGCACGAGAGUGGGAUCCACUCGAGUGAUGGGCACCCCGGGCUAUGUGGACCCUACCUACUCAACAACCUCUAAGGCCACCACUGCCACUGAUGUGUACAGCUUCGGAGUGCUCAUCCUUGUGGUUCUCUCCGGCCGCCCUCCAACUUUUGACAUUCAGGGGGACGCCACACACAUCCUCAAGUGGGCGAAGGCGUGCAUGGCUGCGGGCACCAAGGGCGACCUCAAGGACCCUUCCAUGGAAGCUCCUGAAGACGCCAUGCUGCGACUGGCUGAGCUCGCAGUCCAGUGCACCGGGGACCGUACAGCGAGCCGGCCGAGCAUGGCAGACAUCGCCAAUGAGCUGCUGGCCGUGCGGAACGAGGUGGCGGGGAGGGACGAGUCGAGCGCCGCACUGCAGGUGGACUCCGAGGUGGACGAGAAACGGAUUUUUGCGAGACCGACCAGAAGUCUGCAGGCAGAGAUCCAAGCGCUUAAUAACAUGUUUUAG
Molecule: messenger RNA, 762 nt
Organism: Closterium sp. Yama58-4
Lineage: Eukaryota; Viridiplantae; Streptophyta; Zygnematophyceae; Desmidiales; Closteriaceae
Source: the annotation of a GenBank genome assembly